This is a messenger RNA of Humulus lupulus (European hop), 3549 nucleotides long. Its product is annotated as probable LRR receptor-like serine/threonine-protein kinase At1g56140. The record is from RefSeq and is a predicted model, not a curated record. Gene Ontology annotation, biological process: protein phosphorylation. The coding region runs from base 1 to 3228 and encodes 1075 amino acids. NCBI's taxonomy places the organism in Eukaryota, Viridiplantae, Streptophyta, Magnoliopsida, Rosales, Cannabaceae. The transcript has 23 exons. Gene Ontology annotation, molecular function: protein kinase activity; protein binding; ATP binding.
AUGUCAUCAGGAGCUUCAUCUUCACCAGCUUUUACUUUCAUUAUUGUUGCCUGUUUUACCUUUGGUGUUGCUCCUUUUACAAGUGCCCAGAAUGGAACUCAACCCAUUACUGAUCCCUCUGAAGUGAGAGUUUUGAAUUCAAUCUUUAAUCAAUGGAAAAUAAAGGCUAAAUGGAAUACAAGUGAGGAUCCAUGCAGUGGGGCAGCCAUAGAUUCUACUGAUUUCAAUGUUGUCACUUUCAACCCCUUUAUCAAAUGUGAUUGCUCUUUCAACAAUGCUUCUCUCUGCCAUAUUACUCAACUGAAGGUUUCAAAUGUUGCUGGUGCUACAAUUCCAGAAGAGCUAUGGAGUCUAACCUUCCUCUUCAAUCUGAAUUUGGGCCAGAAUUUCUUCACAGGCUCUCUAUCUCCAUCAAUUGGAAACCUCACUAAGAUGCAAUACCUGAGCUUAGGCAUAAAUGCACUGUCAGGGGAGGUACCAAAGGAAUUGGGACUACUUACUGAGCUAUUAAUUUUGUCCUUUUCAUCAAACAACUUCUCUGGUCCUUUGCCGCCAGAGUUAGGGAAUUUAAAUAAAUUACAACACCUUUUCAUUGAUAGUGCUGGAGUUAGUGGCAAGAUACCUUCAACAUUUGCAAAUCUUCAAAGCUUGCAAACAUUGUGGGCAUCAGACAAUGAAUUCACCGGAAAGAUACCUGACUUCAUAGGAAAUUGGACAAAUCUUAAUAGCUUGAGAUUUCAAGGAAAUUCUUUUCAAGGACCUAUACCAUCAACAUUUGCGAAUCUGACUUCUCUAACAGAAUUGCAAUUAAGUGAAAUAUCUAAUGCAAGUACUUCUCUUGCAUUUAUCAAGAAUAUGAAGUCUCUAAGUACAUUAGUGCUUAGGAAUAACAACAUCACUGGUUCAAUUCCAUCAUACAUAGGAGAACUUCGACAGUUAAAACACCUAGAUUUGAGCUUCAACAAGUUAAAUGGACAGAUUCCAGACUCUCUUUUCAACAUUAAUUCACUCUCUUAUCUGUUUCUUGGAAAUAACAGCCUAAACGGAACCUUACCUCGGAAAAGAAGUACAACUAUUCUCAAUAUUGAUUUGUCAUACAAUAAUCUAAUGGGGAGCAUUCCUUCCUGGGUCAACAAUCAACAGAAUCUACACAUUAACUUGGUUGGCAACAACUUUACAAUAGAUAACUUAAAUAACAGUCCUCUUCUUUCAGGGUUGAACUGUCUCCAAAAGAAUUUCUCCUGCGGUUCAGGAAAUCCCACGUGUGAAUACAUUAGAAUAAUUUUUUUCUAUUUACCUUUUAUUUAUUUUGCAUGUGUAUAUCAUGACAAAUAUGUUAUGAACUGUUUACUGUCUUUAAUUGAUUACUACACCUUUUAUGCAAUUGAUUCAAAUAGUUUGAUAACUUGUCCUUUUUGGAAUGUACUAAUACUAAUAAUGCCUUUGUUUUUAAAUAUAACAUUUCAUUGGUGUGUAGAUUCUAGCUUCGGGAUUAACUCUGGUGGUAUUCGAAUUAAGUCUUUAGAUGGAAUUGAGUAUGAAAAGGAUGAUGAGGUUUUGGGUGCAGCUACACAUUUUGUCACCAGCAGCAAAAGAUGGGCAGCGAGCAAUGUUGGAAUUUUUGCAAAUAACAUUAAUUCUAGCUAUACAAGUAAUAUAGUAUCUCAAUUCACAAAUACUUUAGACUCAGAACUAUUCCAUACAGUAAGGCUUUCUUCUUCAUCAUUGAGAUACUAUGGUCUGGGGCUUGAGAAUGGUAACUACACUGUCAAACUCCAGUUUGCAGAAAUUGCUUUCGAAAAUUCUCGCACCUGGAAAAGUGUUGGCAGGCGUGUAUUUGAUAUUUAUAUCCAGGGAAAUAGAGUUUUAAAAAAUUUUGACAUAAGAAAGGAGGCUGGUGGUCUCUCUUUUAGAGCAGUAGAGAAAGAAUUUACUGUUCAUGUUUCACAGAACUUCAUUGAAGUCCACCUCUUUUGGGCUGGAAAAGGAACUUGUUGUAUACCUGAUCAAAGUACUUUUGGGCCUUCCAUUUCAGCAAUCAGUGCCACUCCAGAUUUUAUACCCACUGUCAGUAACAAAUCUCCAAGCACUAAAAAGAACCAUACCGGUCUGAUUGUUGUGGGAGUUGUCGUUGGAUUUGCUGUUUUAAGCGUUUUCUGUGUGUUAGUGGCUUUAUACAUUGCUCAACAAAGAAAGAGAGCUCAAAUGAACGAAGAGUUCUUGGGAAUGGAUGUUAAACCAUUCACUUUCAGCUAUAGCGAACUGAAGACGGCUACCAAUGAUUUCAAUUCAGCUAAUAAGUUGGGAGAGGGGGGAUUCGGGCCUGUCUACAAGGGAACACUUGAAGAUGAAAGAGUUGUCGCUGUGAAGCAACUGUCAGUGACUUCUCGUCAAGGAAAGAGCCAGUUUGUUGCCGAAAUUGCCACAAUAUCUGCUGUGCAACAUCGCAACCUGGUCAAAUUGUAUGGAUGCUGUAUUGACGGAGAUAGAAGACUUCUUGUUUAUGAGUACCUAGAAAACAAGAGUCUUGAUCAAGCAUUAUUUGGGAAGUGUAGCUUGAAGCUGGAUUGGCCAACACGUUUCGACAUUUGCAUGGGGGUAGCAAGAGGUCUAUCUUAUCUUCAUGAGGAGUCACGGCUUAGAAUUGUACACCGAGAUGUCAAGUCCAGCAACAUUCUGCUUGACUAUAAUCUCAUCCCCAAAAUAUCAGAUUUUGGUUUGGCUAAACUUUAUGAUGAAAAACAAACUCAUAUAAGUACUCGCGUUGCUGGAACAAUUGGUUAUCUUGCACCAGAAUAUGCCAUGCGUGGUCACCUUACAGAGAAAGCCGAUAUCUUUGCCUUUGGCGUUGUGGCUCUAGAGCUUGUUAGUGGCAGGCCAAAUUCUGACUCUACAUUAGAUGAAGAAAGAAUGUACCUUCUUGAAUGGGCUUGGAAUUUGCGUGAACAAGGCUGCGAAAUUGAGCUGGCAGAUUCAGAACUAUCAGAAUUCGAUGAGGAAGAAGUGAAAAGAAUCAUUGGAGUGGCUCUAUUAUGCACUCAAACCUCACCAACAUUGCGUCCAUCUAUGUCAAGAGUGGUGGCAAGGAUCUCAGGAGACAGUGAUGUGAGCACUGCAAUUUCAAGGCCUGGUUACUUGGCUGACUGGAAAUUCAGUGAUGUCAGCAGCCUAAUGAGAAAGAUUACAAAAGGGACUGAUUCUAGUUUUUAUGACUCGUCUACAACAUAAACUGCCAAAUGGCCUUUAAGAACAUCUACUGUCAUUAAAGCCACUUUGUUUGAACUCUACAAAAACCGUCAAAGAAAUUUCUUACCUGGAACUCUUGAAACACAGAAACCAUGGUUAACGAUGUAUGCAGAGAAGUAAUGAGAAAAUUUGAGAAUGUAAGGAAACUUUGCUUGUGUGAUUAGUUGCCUUGAUGUUAACCUCUAACUCUAUAUGCUUAUUUAUAUUGCCAUCUGUGAUAUGAAUGAAUGGUUGAGCUAAACCAAAUGUUCACAAAACUACUAGAAUGGGAAGGUGAUAAAACAAUUGGUUUGAGUUUGGUUU